Messenger RNA from Diutina rugosa, 3234 nucleotides. Its product is annotated as DNA-directed DNA polymerase gamma. The record is from RefSeq and is a predicted model, not a curated record. Gene Ontology annotation, cellular component: gamma DNA polymerase complex; mitochondrion. Gene Ontology annotation, biological process: mitochondrial DNA replication. Bases 1 to 3234 code for a protein of 1077 amino acids. The transcript has a single exon. Lineage: Eukaryota; Fungi; Ascomycota; Pichiomycetes; Serinales; Debaryomycetaceae. Gene Ontology annotation, molecular function: DNA binding; 3'-5' exonuclease activity; DNA-directed DNA polymerase activity.
AUGCUUUCCGCCACACGAACCCCCGCCAUCACCGAGGCCCCGCGCAUCAACCCCGUGGGGAUCCAGUACCUUUCAGAACAGCUUCAGAACGCUGUGUUUCCUCAGUCGAAAGCUCAGGCGAGCCGCCUCAGUGCCGCUGACAAGAAACGGCUUCGGACCAACGAGCUCUUGUUAGCUCUUGCUAAAGAUCACUUGCGCCAUCACGAGCUUUUGGGCAAGAAAACCAAUAUCGGCCCUCCCAUCUCGAUCAAAAACAUGCCCAAGCUCAUGGGGAAACUGUUGGAUGAACACUUUUGGCGGCUUGGUGACCACCAGAGCCAGAAAUACUACAAAAUGGCGUCAAAGUUAUUCGCCGCUGAUCGCGAGCUCCCACCUACGCCAGAGACGUGGCUGAUGGAACCAGGAUGGACUAGAUACGUGCCUGGACAACCACCCGAACCAGUGCUGUUUCCACAGGAGGAUGAGCUCAUAUUUGACGUCGAAGUGUUGUACAAAGUACUGAACUACCCCGUACUCGCCACCUGCGCGUCGCCCGAUGCGUGGUACGGGUGGGUGCUGCCACUAUGGACGAAAGACAACGUCAAGGAACGCGAUUUCGCUCAUCUCCUCCCGUUUAAUAGCAAGAAACUGCCGAAGCUUCUUGUGGGUUAUUGCGUGCUGUACGACCGUGCCCGGUGCGCUGAUGAGUACGACAUCAAAGCUCUGAAAGCGUUCUACUUGGACGUCAUGGCCAUGCACAUUGCCGUGCUGGGGAUCUGUCUGCGGCAACGACCACAAUGGUUGAAGCAUCAUAAGCACAAAAAGAUUCUCGAAGAGGACGACACUGGUGAAUUCUUUGAUCCAGAAAAUGAGUACUUGCAACGUGAGCUCAGUGAGGAGGUGGCAAAUAACAUCAUCGACGAUCCAUGGCUUCUAAAGGGUCUGACAAAUUCUCUCGCCAACGUCUAUCAGUUCCACUGUGGUAAAGAGUUGGAUAAAGACGUUCGCGAGCUCUUCUCUAGUACUGAUUUUGAAGAUAUCCGUCCCCAUUUCCAGAAAGCAAUGCACUAUUGCGCCGGUGACGUCAAGGCGACGUUUGAAGUCGGUCGCCAUCUUUGGCCUGAAUUCAACCGCAAGACGCCUCACCCGGUGCUGUUUGCUGCACUUCGCCAGCUAGGACUGCUUAUAUUACCUACAACUCGCCAAUGGGAAGACUACAUCGCUACUCUGGAGGCCAUCUACCAAGAUAACCGCCGCCAAGUACUUGAAGUGCUCGAACAACGGGCCCACGACGAGGUGGCAUACUUAGAAGAUGGGAACCUGCCGGUACCUGACUACGAGAAUGACCCUUGGCUUAAACAACUUGACUGGACGCUCAAAGCUCCCCGAUUGAAAAAGGAUGGUACGCCCUGCAAACGCCAAGCAUACUUGACUGGGUACCCUGAAUGGUAUCGCGAGUUGUGUAAAGGCCAGAAGAUCAAUAUUACUCCGAGGACACGAGUGACGCCGUUGCUUUUGAGACUCAAAUGGGAAGGCUACCCGUUACGGUGGACUGAUCUGGAGGGGUGGUGCUUUUUUGUACCUGCCGACGCUGUUGAGAGGAUGGAAGCGAAGAACUAUGCUAAGGCUCAGCUCACGGAAGACGAAAUUAUGCGGUACUACGACGAUUUGCGCCCUCCUGGCCAGUGGUUAGAGGCAUUCAAGGUGCCUCACCCUGACGGUGACGGGAAGCGGUGCACGCUGGUACUUUCCAAGCGAUUCCUUCCGUACUUUGGCCUGGGCAUUCUCACUCUGGAGUUCGGCUACGCCCUGGAUAUCCUCGCUCUCAACAACGCCGCCCUGUAUUGGCAAGGGAACCGCCAACGGAUCAUCGACCAGUGGGUAGUGUAUCAAGCCCAGAAGGGGAAGCCGGAAACAGGUAUCAUCAUCCCCCAGCUUCGCACCAUGGGCACCAUUACCCGCCGGGCCACUGAAAGUACAUGGUUGACGGCACUGAAUGCCAAAAAGGACCGUAUCGGGCUGGAACUUAAGCUGUUGAUUAAGGCGCCUCCCGGGUGGUGUUUCGUCGGCGCUGACGUCGAUCUGGAGGAAUUGUGGAUUGCUCUGUUGCUUGGCGAUGCCAUUUUGCGGGUUCACGGAGGCACGGCACUUGGGUGGAUGACUCUCGAAGGUGACAAGGGUGAGGGCACCGAUCUUCAUCUGAAGACGGCCAAGAUUCUUGGCAUCAACCGUAAUGACGCCAAAGUGUUCAACUACGGGCGGAUUUACGGGGCCGGGGUGAAGUUCGCCACGCAGUUACUCAAGCAGUGCAAUCCUAAUCUCACUGACGAGGAGGCGCUGAAGACGGCGAAAGCACUUUACGAGCAGACGAAAGGACGCGUGGUGCGAGCGUCGCUGGCGUUCCCUCGCCUGGUGUACCAUGGCGGUACGGAGCUGAUCAUGUUUAAUACGCUUGAGCUGAUCGCCCACCUCGACGAUCCCCGCACUCCAGUCUUGGGAGCGGCCAUCACCGAUGCCCUCACGAGCAAGAACCUCCGAGCCAACGACUUUAUCACCCUGCGGAUCAACUGGACGAUCCAGCUGCUGGGGGUCGACUACCUCCACUUGCUUAUCGUGCUGAUGGCGUACCUCAUGGAGACUUACAACGUCGAAGGGCGCCUCGCCAUCACCGUCCACGACGAACUUCGGUACAUGGUGCGGUGGGACGACCGCUACAAGGCGGCGUUGUUGCUUCAGAUCGCCAACUUGUGGACGCGGGCGAUGUUCUGCGAGCAAGUGGGGUUGCGCGAGGUGCCCCAGCUGGUGGCGUUUUUCAGUGAGGUCGACAUCGACACCGUGCUUCGUAAAGAAGUACUGAUGGACUGUGUAACGCCGCUGAACCCCACCCCCAUCCCUCCCGGAGAGCUGAUGGAUAUUUACAAGCUAUUGGACAAGGUGACGCUCCCCGAGCCCAAGGACAUUAAGCUCACCCGCCACCGUCCGUACGAGAAGCGGGCGACGACGAUGCACACCCUCACCCAGGACGUUGAUCGCGACCCCGAGGCGUCGGCGGCGCUCAUCGAGUGCCAGAACCUGGUGAAUGCCGAGGAGUGGCGCAAGAACAUCCGCCGGUACUACCAGGCGAGCCGAACGGGGGACACUGCGAAACGACGACCCUCCGGGGUCGGUACGAAGGCAUCAUAUCCCCCGCGGUCCCGUGUGAUCGCCCAUUUGGCUCCGCCGCUGGCUCCAGCGAUCAAGCAUCCAGGUGAUUAA